This is a messenger RNA of Carassius gibelio (silver crucian carp), 992 nucleotides long. Its product is annotated as adhesion G protein-coupled receptor E3-like. NCBI's taxonomy places the organism in Eukaryota, Metazoa, Chordata, Actinopteri, Cypriniformes, Cyprinidae. Gene Ontology annotation, biological process: cell surface receptor signaling pathway; adenylate cyclase-activating G protein-coupled receptor signaling pathway. Gene Ontology annotation, molecular function: G protein-coupled receptor activity. Gene Ontology annotation, cellular component: membrane. The transcript is spliced from 5 exons. The record is from RefSeq and is a predicted model, not a curated record. The coding region runs from base 1 to 804 and encodes 267 amino acids.
AUGAUAGAGAUGUGUCGAUCAGCUGCGGUGGCUUUCAUGAGCUACAACACAAUGGAGAAUCUACUGAAGCCAGACUUCUUCAACACAUCAUCUGACACGGUUAAAACCAUGAUGUCCACUGUGAUCUCAGCUACUCUUCCCAAAACCACCAACACUGAGCUCACCAAACCAGUCAACUUCACUCUCAAACACAUCAGAGACUCUGAUCCCAGCGGUUCUCUGUCCUGUGUGUACUGGAAUAUCAGCGAGUGGAUCGUAGAUGGUUGUUCUGUUUUAAAGACCAACAGCAGCUACACUGUGUGUUCCUGUGUUCACCUGUCAACAUUUGCUCUCAUCAUGCAAACCAGCCGCCCAGCAGAGAGUGACUCACGGUUGGAUCUGUUGAAUUUGGUGUGUGUGAUCGUGGGGCUGGUGUUCUUCAGUUUGGCUCUGUUGACCUUUGCCCUUUGUCAGUGGAGUUCUGGAGUAAAUAAUGUGGCUCGAAUCAACAUCUGCAUCAGUCUUCUGCUGGCUCACCUUCUGUUCCUGCUCACACAGAGGUUCUUGAGCCUUAUACGGCCUCAGCAGGUGUUGUGUGCCAUGAUCUCGGGUCUUCUGCACUUCCUCUUUCUCUCCGGCUUUGUGUGGAUGUUCAUUGAAGCUGUGCUGCUCUUCAUCUGUGUGAAGAACCUAUCACAGAUCAGCUCCAAAGAUAGGGAGGUGCUUAGCAGUGGAUUCCUGUGUGUGAUUGGAUAUGUAUUCGCUCUGGUUGUGGUGUGUGUGUCUGUCGGUGUGGUUCCAGAAGGCUAUGGCAGUGAACAGUGAGUUGUUGUUGUCAUUUUUAAGUUAAUUUGACGGUAUGUUUUGAAGCAUGGAUGCUGGUCAUGUGACUAGCUAAGAACUAGCUCAAACCAGCAGCCAUGCUUCAAAUCACACCAAUAGGGUAGGCUGUAUCAGCAUCUUGCACAAUAUUAAAUCUGCAAUUUUCACCAGUCAGCACCUGAAAUAGUAUC